GGGCGGGGCUGGCUGAGUGACGGGUAGCUGCAGCCUAUGAGAGAGUGGGCGGGGCUGGUGGCUGAUCCCUUGCUCUAGACGGUGACCCGGAAACAUCGCCCCGCCCCUUCCUGUACACAGAGCUCCGCCCCCGGUCUCCUCCAGGGUUGCACAGUAGUGAAGAAGACAUCUGGUGAGUGUGAGACACCCAGCAGUUAUCCCUGUGUAUCUGGAGGACUGAGUAGAACCCAGAGCCCCAUCACGGUGCCUCCACCUCACUCACUGAUACACGAGGGGCACAGUGACCAGAAGAUCCUGGAACUCACCAACAAGAUCAUUCAGCUGCUGACUGGAGAGGAGGGGGAGUAUAUAGAGGAACACAGGGGUCUGUACAAGGACGUGAUGAUGGAGAAUCACCGGCCCCUCACAUCACUGGAUGGACCCAGUAACAGAGAUACCCCAGAGAGAUGUCCCCGUCCUCUGUAUUCCCAGGAUUGUACAGAGGAGAAUCACAGGACCCCACAGGAGGAUCAGGUAGAACGUCUGUCUGAUAUUAAAACAGAAUAUAUGGAGGGAGAAGAAGAGACGUAUGUGACUGAUAUAAAGGUAGAAGAUACCGAUAAAGAAGAAGAUAUGUAUGUAACUGUUAUAAAAUCAGAAGAUACAGAGGAAGAAGAAGAGACGUAUGUGACUGAUAUGAAGGCAGAAGAUAUACAGGGAGAAGAAGAGACGUAUGUGAGGGGUGAUCAGCAGUGUAAGGAGGAGGAGAUCCCUACAGAUAUCAGCACAGCAGAUGGACACACAAGCAGGAAUAUCUCAGAAGGACAUCUAAUGUUAUCCCCGGAUUGUGACAUAAAAGAUAAUGACAGUAGACAGGAUUCUCCAGGAGAUCACCCUAUUACCCCAAUUAUACAUCCAGUUGUAUCAGCUGUUGCCUCUGAUCCUGGGAAAUGUUCUCCUGAUCACUCUGAUAUUGGUGCAUCUGUUACAGCUCUGAGAGUAAAUACAGAGUUUCCCUGGUCUAUAGAUGCCAAAUGUUUUACACAGAACACAAAGCUUAUUACCCAUCAUCCAGCUAAGGCAGGUGAAAGGCCACUGAUAUGUUCUGAGUGUGGGAAAUGUUUUACAUACAAAUCGGCUCUUGUUACAUAUCAAAGAAGACACACAGGUGAGAGGCCACUGAUAUGUUCUGAGUGUGGGAAAUGCUCUACACAGAAAUCAGGUCAUAUUACACAUCAGAGAAGUCACACAGGUGUGAAGCCAUUUUCAUGUUCUGAGUGUGGGAAAUGUUUUGCACUCAAAUCAGAUCUUAUUAAACAUGAGAGAACUCACACAGGUGAGAAGCCAUUUUCUUGCUCUGAGUGUGGGAAAUGUUUUUCACAGAAAUCAGAUCUUUUUAGACAUGAGAAAAUACAUACAGGGGAGAGGCCAUUUUCAUGUUCUGAGUGUGGGAAAUGUUUUACAUGCAAAUCACGUCUUGUUACACAUAAGAGAAUACAUACAGGUGAGAAACCAUUUUCCUGUUCUCAGUGUGGGAAGUGUUUUACAUACAAAACAACUCUUGAUACACAUAAAAAAAGUCACACAGGUACAUUACCAUUUCGAUGUUCUGAGUGUGGGAAAUGUUUUGCACAGAAAUCAUAUCUUGUUAGACAUCAGAGAAGGCACAAAGGUGAGAGGCCUUUUCCAUGUUCUGAGUGUGGUAAAUGUUUUGCACAGAAAUCAUAUCUUGUUAAACAUCAGCAAAGUCACACAGGUGAGAAUCCAUUUUCUUGCUCUGAGUGUGGGAAAUGCUUUAUCUGGAAAUCAGAUCUUGUUAAACAUCAGCGAAGUCACACAGGUGAGAAGCCAUUUACAUGUUCUGAGUGUGGGAAAUGUUUUGCACACAAAUCAGAACUUGUUAUACAUAAGAGAAGUCACACAGGUGAGAAUCUAUUUUCUUGCUCUGAGUGUGGGAAAUGUUUUACCCAAAAAUCACAUCUUGUUACACAUCAGAGAAGUCACACAGGUGAGAAGCCAUUUCCAUGUUCUGAGUGUGGGAAAUGUUUUGCACACAAAUCAGCUCUUGUUACACAUCAGAGAAGUCACACAGGUGAGAAGCCAUUUUCUUGCUCUGAGUGCGGGAAAUGUUUUACCCGGAAAUCACAACUUGUUACACAUCAGCGAAGUCAUGCAGGUGAGAAUCCAUUUCCAUGUUCUGAGUGCGGGAAAUGUUUUGGAUGCAAAUCAUAUCUUGUUAUACAUAAGAGAAGUCACACAGGUGAGAGGCCAUUUCCAUGUUCUGAGUGUGGGAAAGGUUUUGCACGGAAAUCAGAACUUGUUAUACAUAAGAGAAGUCACACAGGUGAAAAUCUAUUUUCUUGCACUGAGUGUGGUAAAUGUUGUGUAAGUAAAUCACAUCUUGUUAUACAUCAAAGAAGUCACACAGGUGAGAAGCCAUUUUCUUGCUCUGAGUGUGCAAAAUGUUUUGCACGGAAAUCAGAUCUUACUACACAUCAGAGAACUCACACAGGUGAGAAGCCAUUUCCAUGUUCUGAGUGUGGGAAAUGUUUUGCACUCAAAUCAGAUCUUAUUAAACAUGAGAGAAGUCACACAGGUGAGAAGCCAUGUUCUUGCUUUGAGUGUGGGAAAUGUUUUUAUCAGAAAUCACAUCUGGUUAGACAUCAGCGAAGUCACACAGGUGAGAAACCAUUUCUAUGUUCUGAGUGUGGGAAAUGUUUUGCACACAAAUCAGUUCUUAUAAAACAUGAGAGAAGUCACACAAGUGAGAAGCCAUUUCCAUGUUCUGAACGUGGGAAAUGUUUUCCAUACAAAUCAUCUCGUUAUACAUGAGAAGUCACACUCUCAUGUCUUGCUCUGAGUGUGGGAAAUGUAUUACACACAAAUCACAUCUUGUUACACAUCAGCGAAGUCACAUAGGUUAGAAGCCAUUUCCAUGUUCUUAGUGUGGGGAAAUGUUUUACACAGAAAUCACAACAUGUUACACAUCAGAGAAGUUACACACGUCAGAGGCCAUUUCCAUACUCUGAGAAAUAAAUCAUCUCUUGUUGCACACAAUAGACCACUCAUAUGAGGAACCAUUUUAAUCUUCUGAAGUAUACUUAUCAUUGCCAUGCGUUCUUCAAGGUUCUUAUCCUAUCUCCUAUGCUUUUUGCAAUAUACAUGCUACUGCAGGGUGAAACAGACUAAAAAGGAAUUUUCAGGCGCUAAUAUGAAUAUAGAAAAAUUACUAUAUAUCUAGAUUAUUGUAGUAGCAGGAAUUAGCCCAGUCGUGUUUGUGUGAACACUUAUUUUAAACGUAGCCGCUUAAAGGUCUAAUUCAACGGAUCUCUAGCUUCCCAUGUAUGCAAAAGAAAUGAAUGGGGCUAUUGCGCUGAUUUACAUUACUGUUACCAAGCAAUACAUUUUAUCUGGAUCAAGAUGCAACACUUUAAGGUGAAAAAUCAAUGUCUCGAUUUUUUUGUUUUCCACAUAAAAAAUUAUUUUAAACACAAUGGUCACACGUAAAUAUAAAAAGCAAAUAGAAUCACUUUUAGAAGCAUCCAAUAGAAAAGUGCGGUAUAUCUGAUGAAUUGCAUGUAUCCUGUCUUAAUGUGAUCACCUCCCGGCUCUCUCUCUCCUGAGCCGGAGGUGUUUGAGUAGCGGCUCUGUUCCUCUGCUAUAUGACGGGCCCGUCACUUAUUUAGUUUGCGGCAGCCAGUGUAGUCUCACCAUAGGCGGUGCUGCUGGAAUGCAGAGGUGAUGAUUCCCUUUUGGUGGUCCAUGUCUCAUGCUGGAGGGGUCACUUGCCUCUAAUAGUAUAGGUGCGGCUGCCUCCGGCCGUCCUCGGACUGAGCAGGAUGAUAGGAAUAAACCCCAGCCGGUUUCACACCUCGGUGCUUUCUCGGAGAGUCUUACACACAAUUCAUUAGAUAUACGGCACUUUUCCAUUGGAUGUUUCUACAUGUGAUUCUAUUUACUUGUUAUUAUAUAUACGUGUGACCAUUGUGUUUAAUAUUAUUUUUUAUGUGGAAAACAAAAAAUAAAAAAAUCAGUUAUUGAUUGUUCAUCUUAAAGUGUUGCAUUUUCAUUCAGCCAGAAUUUAUUGAUUGGUAACAGUAAUUUAAAUAAGCCCUAUAGCUGCAUCAAUUUCUUUUGAAAUAAUCAGAUGUCAUGCCCUCAUCUACCACUGCUAUGCAGAUGACCUGUCUCUUGUGCUGGAUACUGAGAACCCAGUACCAAUCCUAAAUGGUUGCUGAGCUCCAGGUGUUGGUGAUGCCAGUUGCUGGCAGUAGUGGAGAAGACAGUGUGGCUGGCAGUAUUGGUGGAGACAGAUUGGGUGGCAGUAGUGGGGGAGACAGGGUGGUGGCAGUA
Pseudophryne corroboree (corroboree frog) is the source of this 4332-nucleotide messenger RNA. RefSeq names its product oocyte zinc finger protein XlCOF6-like. The coding region runs from base 382 to 2811 and encodes 809 amino acids. Gene Ontology annotation, biological process: regulation of transcription by RNA polymerase II. The transcript is spliced from 6 exons. The record is from RefSeq and is a predicted model, not a curated record. NCBI's taxonomy places the organism in Eukaryota, Metazoa, Chordata, Amphibia, Anura, Myobatrachidae. Gene Ontology annotation, molecular function: RNA polymerase II cis-regulatory region sequence-specific DNA binding; DNA-binding transcription repressor activity, RNA polymerase II-specific. Gene Ontology annotation, cellular component: nucleoplasm.